UUCGCCACCUUUGCCAAAUCUCACGAGAGAGAGAGAAGAGAGAAAGUGAGGGAAAAAUAUUGCAUUUCAAAACACCUUUUUUCUCGCUUCUUCUUCCUCUUCCUCCCGUUGCUUUCUUCUUCAUCCUUUUAUAAACAAACACACACCACCGGAAAAUUCUCUGUAUCUCAUAAAACAAAAAACAAAACAAAAUUCACCAAAUCUCUCUCUCUCUCUCUUUGUGUCGAUGGCGGCGGAGAUGAACAACAAUGAUCUAUCCUUCUCCGUAGUAUCGAUCGUUGAAGAUGUUCUUCAACAGCAUAGUACCCGAUCAAGCGACGUCGGUUUGGUUUCCCGCAAAGUUGAAGAAUCUUCUAUAAGAAGAUAUGAAGCUGCUGGGUGGCUUAGAGAAAUGGUUGGAGUUUCCAGUGGUAAAGAUUUCCCAGCUGAGCCUUCUGAAGAAGAUUUUAGGCUUGGGUUGCGAAGUGGGAUUGUUCUUUGUAAUGUUCUUAACAAAGUUAAUCCUGGCUCAGUGUCUAAGGUUGUUGAAGCGCCUGAUGAUGUUGCGGAUGGAGCUGCACUCUCAGCUUUCCAGUACUUUGAAAACAUCAGGAACUUUUUAGUUGCUAUUGAGGAUAUGGGUUUGCCUUCAUUUGAGGCUUCAGAUAUGGAGAAGGGAGGCAAGUCUGUAAGGAUAGUGAACUGCAUUCUUGCUCUGAAAUCUUACAGUGAGUGGAAACUCAAAGGUGAAAAUGGUCCAUGGAGGUAUGGAUCCAACAUGAAGAAUAACUUUGGUUUGAGAAAACCAUUCCUGAGGAAAAAUUCUGAGCCCUUCAUGAGUUCCAUUUCAAGAACUGAUCAACCUGAUGUUGGGCAAGAUCUUUGUGACAAAGGAGAUUCUAGAUCCAUAAAUGGGCUUGUUCGGUCAUUCAUUGCAGACAGAAAGCAUGACGAUAUUCCAAAUGUUGUAGAGUCUGUAUUGAACAGAGUUAUGGAAGAAGUCCACCAGCGGUUAUCAAUCCACAAUGAAAUGAUGAAACCAAGUUCAAAACCUAUUCCAGAAGAUGUAUCAUCCUGUGAGACAGUGGUCCGGUCUCAGCAGUGUGAUGCAAGAGAAGAUGAGGAAGCAGAAGAAACCAGUCCGUCCCAGGUUGUAGAAGAAAAGUUUCAAAGGACACAUUUUGAACAUUACGAAGAACAAGAGAUUCUUCGGAAUCAACAAAAACACAUCCAGGAGUUGAAGCAAACCUUAAACACUACAAAAGCGGGAAUGCAGUUACUGCAGAUGAAGUAUCAAGAAGAUUUCUUUCACCUAGGCAAGCAUUUAAAUGGUUUAGCUUAUGCGGCCACGGGAUACAAAAGGGUUCUUGAAGAAAACCGCAAACUGUACAAUCUAGUGCAGGAUCUAAAAGGAAACAUACGGGUGUACUGCCGGGUCAGGCCUUUCAUGCCUGGGCAACCAACUGACUUGAGUGCUGUGGAACACAUAGAAGAAGGGACCAUCACGAUCAGAGUGCCAUCAAAGUAUGGGAAAGCAGGGAAUAAACCAUUUAUGUUCAACAAAGUCUUUGGUCCUUCUGCAACACAAGAGGAAGUGUUUUCAGACAUGCAGCCUUUGGUACGGUCAGUUCUUGAUGGCUACAAUGUCUGCAUCUUUGCUUAUGGCCAAACCGGGUCAGGGAAAACUUUUACCAUGACAGGGCCUAAGGAGCUGACUGAAGAAAGCCUAGGUGUAAACUACAGGGCACUGGCAGAUCUGUUUCUUCUAUCAAAUCAAAGAAAAGACACGACCAGCUACGAAAUUUCAGUUCAGAUGCUGGAGAUUUACAACGAGCAAGUCAGAGAUCUUCUUGCAACUGAUGGCCAGACUAAAAGGUUAGAGAUCAGAAACAACUCUCAAAAUGGAAUUAAUGUGCCGGAAGCAAGUUUAGUGCCUGUCUCAUCGACGGAUGACGUUAUACAUCUGAUGGAUCUGGGACAAACGAACCGUGCAGUGAGCUCUACAGCUAUGAAUGAUAGAAGUAGUCGAUCCCACAGUUGUGUAACUGUUCAUGUUCAAGGCAGAGACCUCACAUCUGGUACUAUCCUACAUGGUUCUAUGCAUCUGGUUGAUCUUGCAGGGAGUGAGAGAGUAGACAAGUCUGAGGUGACUGGAGACAGACUGAAGGAGGCUCAGCACAUCAACAAAUCCCUCUCGGCUCUUGGAGAUGUCAUCUCCUCGCUUUCCCAGAAGACUUCUCAUGUGCCUUACAGAAAUAGUAAACUCACUCAGCUUCUGCAGGACUCCCUCGGAGGAUCAGCCAAGACGCUUAUGUUUGUCCACAUAAGUCCAGAAGCUGACACUCUCGGAGAAACUAUUAGCACUCUGAAGUUUGCUGAACGAGUGGGAAGUGUUGAGCUAGGCGCUGCUCGUGUGAACAAAGAUAACUCAGAGGUUAAGGAGCUUAAAGAACAGAUUGCUAAUCUUAAGAUGGCUCUAGUGAGGAAAGGAAAUGGUAAUGAUGCACAACCAACCACUAUACCAACCAACCGUGAGAGAAUAUCGAGAAGAAGAUCACUUGAAACUCCUACUAUUCGACCCAAAUUACCUACUAUGGGAAACACAUCAAGCAACAGUAAGCCCCAGAUCAUGGAUCUAAGUGGACCAGAGGCUUUUAGCGACUCUACUGCAUCUUCAAGAAGACACAGCUUAGAUAUCCAUGAGCUUAUGAAAUCUUCUUCUCCGGCUUGGCCGAGGCAAUCACUCGAGGAUAGAGAAUCUAAGUCAGGGGAGUGGAUCGAUAAGCACGAAGAACUAAUUCAAGAUCAUAAUCCGAAUUCUGCUGAGCAGUUUUACCAGUCAAUGGUCCCUCAACAACAUUCACUAAAUGGUGGGAAACAAGAUUUCGAAGUGCAGAGUAUUACGGAUAACGAAUCUGAUGAAGCCACAGCAAGCGAUUGCUCAGAUUCCGAUUUGCUGUGGCGAUUGAGCGUUCAAGUGAAUGUUCCCAGAGUUUCUAAUGUCCAAAACUCAGCAAACCCCAAACCAAAGAAAAUUCAGCCAAGAACUGCCAAACUCUCAGAAACUAGAAGCUUAAUUCCAUCGCUGAUCCCAGCACCAAGCAAGAGACUUCCUAACACAGUAAAUUCGCAGCCGCAGCGACCAACCAGAGAUGGGAAACGCAGACUGAGUUUAGGCACAUGAACAUGUUUUCUCACCAGUUUUGUAAAGAGUUUUUAAAGGAAGGAGACAAAAAGAUUUGUUAUUUGUA
Camelina sativa (false flax) is the source of this 3230-nucleotide messenger RNA. RefSeq names its product kinesin-like protein KIN-14G. Gene Ontology annotation, molecular function: ATP binding; microtubule binding; microtubule motor activity. Lineage: Eukaryota; Viridiplantae; Streptophyta; Magnoliopsida; Brassicales; Brassicaceae. Gene Ontology annotation, biological process: microtubule-based movement. The record is from RefSeq and is a predicted model, not a curated record. Gene Ontology annotation, cellular component: microtubule cytoskeleton.